Strongylocentrotus purpuratus (purple sea urchin) is the source of this 2545-nucleotide messenger RNA. RefSeq names its product toll-like receptor 4. Gene Ontology annotation, molecular function: protein binding; transmembrane signaling receptor activity. The record is from RefSeq and is a predicted model, not a curated record. Bases 1 to 2520 code for a protein of 839 amino acids. Lineage: Eukaryota; Metazoa; Echinodermata; Echinoidea; Camarodonta; Strongylocentrotidae. Gene Ontology annotation, cellular component: membrane. Gene Ontology annotation, biological process: immune response; toll-like receptor signaling pathway. The transcript has a single exon.
AUGUCUUUCAAACACCAUUCAUCUCUUUUCCCAUCAUUGGUCAUGGCCUUUCUCUUGCCCAUGAUGCUUCAAGCCUUCCAAGGCGGCUCGAUGGAGAUUGUAUCCUCAGGAUUGCAUACAGGAAGCGUUCGUCAGGGAUGUUACCAAAACGUAGACCAAAGAAAAGCUUACUGCAGUAACAGAGGUCUUGAUUCGGUUCCUCAAAAUCUUGCACAAGACACUAAAGAACUUUUCUUGUCUGACAACAACAUCACUGUCCUCCCGAAGUUCUCGUUCGAGAGAUACCCCCUGAUCACCCACUUGGAUCUUUCAGCAAACGACAUCAGAGUAAUAGAACCCACCGCUUUUUACCCUCUCAAGAAGUUGGGGAAAUUGUGUAUAAUGGUCAAUCCCAGUCUUGUGCUCCCAGCUACAGGCUUAUUCAGAUGGGCAAGUAAGCUGACCUUCCUGGACCUGACAGCAUCGAACUUGAAAUCCCUUCCCAACAACACCCUAAAAUGGAACCAACACAUAGAAUACCUGGGAUUAGGUUACAACCACCUCACUUUCAUUAAUAUCAGUACUUGUGGCUCAGUAGGAUAUGCUGGCUUUUCUGAUAAUUACAUUGAACAGCUCACGAAGGAAACUUUCACCUUUUUGUGUCAAACUGAUAAUCUGGACCUUGGUGGAAACCCCAUCAAGUUGAUUGAUCCCAUUGCUAUUGCUGCACUACAUACCCACUCAUUGAUUAUCGGACAUGCCGGAGGCCACUCUCGGACACCCGAAAUCCUGAGAAACCUAACGAUCGGAAUCUCUCGUUCGCAGAUCAAGAGGCUUGAAGUCGAUGAUGUUAAUUUAAGUCUUUUCCCUCAAGAAUUUUCGAAUUUGACGCUGCUCGAUCAACUUGUUCUCAGUCGUAACAAAAUAGCUACAAUCGAACCCAACUUUUUUGACGGCAUGCAGGCGCUGAAAGUGUUGAACAUAAAUUUUAAUCAGGUAAGGAGUAUAAAUACUGGUAAUCAUACUUGGACAAUCAACCUCAUUGAGUUGUAUUUAUCCCUGAAUUCCUUGACAGAAAUUACGAAAUUUGCAUUCCUUGGUUUGCAAAAUUUAACCCUUUUAGACUUAAGCUUUAACAGUCGACUUGCUAGUAUUUAUUUGACAUCCUUUACAGGACUAGAUAACAUCCACACCGUUGAUUUGUCAGGAUGCAGUAUCUUGUAUUUGCAGUUGUACACUCCGAUUUUAAAGUCGCUUCUUAUGGAAGGAAACACCAUUUUUUUAUAUGAAAAUCCUUUAAACCCUGGGAAAUCCUUCAAAAACUCGAUGAAUCUUGUUCAUUUGGACAUACAAGACACAAAAGUAUCGUCCCAUAAUCUUUGGGAUCCAGCCACAAAUGUUUCUCUUUUCGAAGGACUGUUCAAUCUUACGACAUUGGAUAUGAGUAAGAAUCCAGGCAUUGCCAAAUUAGGCCUGCUACCUGGGACCUUCCAUCAUCUCUUAGCUCUACAGGAGCUCAGUUUAGAUGCCUGUGCUAUUUCAAACCUUCACCCUCUUGUGUUUACAGGUUUAGAAUCACUUCAGCAGCUGAACCUUUCAGGUAAUAAUCUUAACCAGAUUCAUACUGGUUUACUCACAGGGUUAGGGCUUACAAGCCUUUCGUUGGCAAACAACAAGCUAACGGGUCUAAACGAGAGCACAUUUAGACCAAUCCAUUCUUCUCUUUCACUGGUAGAUCUUUCCCAAAACCCACUUAUUUGUACAUGUGAUCUCGAGUGGCUUCUAGAUUGGCUGAAUGGAACAGUAAGCCUCGCCAAUGAGGAACAGACUCUGUGUGCACCAUUAUCAUUGGCUCCUCUACGUGAUAAACCUUUACUUCAUUUUAAUCCCACUGAACUCUGUCCGUUCAACUAUGCCAUUUUCAGUUUAAUUCCGAUUGUCCCCGUCUCCUUGGUUGUCAUCCUCCUGCUCGUCUAUCGCAAGCGAUGGAAGCUGAGGUACAAACUCUUCCUCCUAAAACUGGCGGUUAUUGGGUAUAGAGAGAGGCUAGACGCGCGCAACCAUAACGACUAUGAGUUCGACGUAAAUAUCAUCUUCUAUGACGACGACGAAGAAUGGAUUCGCGAAAAUCUGAGACCAUCUCUGGAAGACCAUCUACCGCAGUUUCAAAGGAACAUCUUUGGUGACGCAGACCUCAUACCGGGUAUGUACUACUUGGAUGCCGUUGACUACGUGGUGAGCCGGAGUUACAAGACCAUCAUUUUACUCAGCAGAGCCGCCGUACGUGAUCGCUGGUUCAUGCUCAAGUUCCGUACGGCCAUGGACCACGUGAGUGAUACCCAGACCGAAUUUGUAGUCGUUGUCUUCCUCGAAGACAUCCCAGAUGAUGAGAUGCCUUUCUUGGCGAGGUUGUUCCUCAGUGACGGCAGACCUUACCUCCACUGGACAGAGGAUGUGGGAGGUCAAGAAUAUUUCUGGAAGGAACUGGCAAAGAAUCUGACCAUCAACCUAAGGACCAAUGAUCUGAUCCCAAAUGAAUAGAACCAGUAUGGCAACACUUGUCGAA